This is a messenger RNA of Elephantulus edwardii (Cape elephant shrew), 2844 nucleotides long. RefSeq names its product family with sequence similarity 65, member C (gene RIPOR3). Bases 4 to 2844 code for a protein of 946 amino acids. The record is from RefSeq and is a predicted model, not a curated record. The transcript has 21 exons. NCBI's taxonomy places the organism in Eukaryota, Metazoa, Chordata, Mammalia, Macroscelidea, Macroscelididae.
ACCAUGUCGGUGAGGGUGCGCUUCCUGUCCCCGGCGGACGCAGGGGCUGUGGGCACCGUGGGCCGGAGUGCCUCCUUCGCGGGCUUCAGCAGUGCACAGAGCCGGAAGAUCUCGAAAGCCAUCAACAGGAACUCAGUGAGGUCACGGAUGCCGCCCAAGCCCUCCAGGAUGUACGGCACGCUGCGGAAGGGCUCCGUGUGCCUGGACCCCAAGCCCCAGCAGGUGAAGAAGAUCUUCGAAGCCUUGAAGAGGGGCCUCACGGAAUAUCUGUGCAUCCAGCAGGCAGAGCUGGAUUACCUGUCCGGACGCCACAAGGACACUCGGAGGAACUCCAGGCUGGCUUUUUAUUACGACCUGGACAAGCAAACCCGCUCUGUGGAGAGGUACAUCCGGAAGAUGGAGUUUCACAUCAGCAAGGUGGACGAGCUAUACGAGGGCUACUGCAUCCAGUGCCGCCUGCGAGACGGCGCCUCCAACAUGCGCCAGGCCUUCUCUCGGUGCCCACCCAGCCGCGCCUCCCGAGAGAGCCUGCAGGAGCUGGGCCGCAGCCUGCACGAGUGCACGGAGGACAUGUGGCUCCUCGAGGGGGCCCUGGAGGUUCACCUGGGCGAGUUCCUCAUCAGGAUGAAAGGCUUGGUGGGUUACGCGAGGCUCUGUCCUGGAGACCAGUAUGAGGUGCUCAUGCGUCUGGGCCGCCAGCGCUGGAAGCUCCGAGGCCGGAUCGAGUCGGAUGACAGCCAGACUUGGGACGAGGAGGAGAAGGUGUUCGUCCCCGCGCUGCACGAGAACUUCGAGAUCAAGGUGACAGAGCUGCGGGGCCUGAGCUCGCUGGCUGUGGGCACGGUGACGUGUGACAUCGCCGACUUCUUCACCACCCGGCCCCAGGUCAUCGUCGUGGACAUCACCGAGCUGGGCACCAUCAAGCUGCAGCUGGAGGUGUCGUGGAACCCGUUUGAUGCUGACAGCUGCCUGAUGUCACCCAGCCCCUCGGGCAGGCUGUCUGUCGGGGGCAGGAAGGGCUCCUUGUACAACUGGACACCUCCAAGCACACCCAGCUUCAGGGAGAGGUACUACCUGUCUGUCCUGCAGCAGCCACCACAGCAGGCCUUGGUGUUGGGCAGCCCGAGGGCCACCUCCAUUCUCAGCUACCUGUCCGACAAUGACCUUCGGGGGCCCAGCCUGCACAGCCGGAGCCAGGAGCUGCCUGAGAUGGACUCCUUCAGCUCUGAGGACCCCCGGGAUACUGAGACCAGCACGUCGGCGUCUACCUCAGAUGUGGGAUUCCUGCCCUUGGCACUAGGCCCUAAUACCUGCAUUGAGGAGGAGGCCCGAGAGGAACCCCCUCCUCUGGGCCUUCUGCCAGAGGUGGCCCAGCUGGCAGGAGGCUCCUCUGUGGAGCGGCCUGGCUGGAGGGACCUGGGCGUGGAGAGUCCCAGCAUGCCACGGGGCUCCCCGUUGUACAGCUGUGAGAUCCUGGGCCCCCGGGAAGACCUGGAUGAAGGCGAGACCGAGGAUGAGAUGGACACUCCUGGCCUGGCCCUGGAGCAGCCGCUGCAGGAGGUGCUGGGCUUACUGAGAUCUGCGGCCCCCACCCAGCCCCAGCUCCGGGAGCUGGAGUACCAGGUCCUUGGCUUCAGGGACAGGCUGAAGCCCCACAGCGCCCGCCCGGAGCACACCUCGGCCGAGAGCCUGAUGCAGUGCAUCCUGGAGAGCUUCGCCUUCCUCCACGCCGACGUCGCCCCGGACGAGCUGGCCCUGUUCGGGGGCUCCCAGGGUCCCCGAAAGGCCAGGACCCCACCUCCGCCACCAUUGCUGCGGGCGUCGUCCAGGGGUCUCACCACCGGUGCCCCAGAACUGGACGUGCUGCUGACGGCCCAUCUCCAAGUGUGCAAAUCUCUGCUGCAGAAACUGGCCACCCCUAACUUGUCCAGGAUGCUCGAGGAAUGCCUCCUGGAGGAAGCGGUGCAGCAAAAGCAAGUCCUGGAAACCAUCUCUGGGCUCGACUUUGAGAAGGUCAGGAAGGCGGUGUCCAUCGAUGAAAUUCUCCCACUGGCUUCCCGGAGGAAGGGGUGUCUGAAGCUGUGGAGGGGCUGCACGGGGCCCGGCGGGGUCCUGUCGUGCCCCGCGACAGCGCUGCUGAACCAGCUCAAGACGACAUUCGUGCACAGGGUCCGAGGGAAGUACCCAGGCCAGCUGGAGAUAGUGUGCCGCAGACUCCUGGAGCAGGUGCUCAGCUGUGGGGGGCUGCUCCCCACAUCUGGGCCCCCCGAGGAGCAGACCGUCACCUGGUUCCAGUUCCACAACUACCUCCAGAGGCAGGGCGUUUCUGACCUGGAGAAGCACUUCGCCCAGCUGACCAAGGAAGUGACGCUGGGUGAGGAGUUACAGUGCCCGGGCCGGGCCAGGACGGUCAAGAAGUUGCAGGGGAAGCGGCUGGGCCAGCUCCAGCCCCUGCCCCAGACCCUGUGUGCCUGGGCCCUGCUCCAACUGGACGGAGCCCCGCGCGUGUGCAGAGCGGCCAGCGCGCGCCUGGCUGGUGCUGCCAGGAACAGGAGCUUCCGGGAAAAGGCACUGCUGUUCUACACCAAUGCCCUGACCGAGGCCGACCCCAAACUCCAGCAGGCCGCGUGCGUGGCGCUCAGACACCUCAGGGGAAUAGAAAGCAUUGACCAGAUCGCCAGCCUGUGCCAGUCGGACCUGGAGGAGGUGCGGGCAGCAGCUCGGGAGACCACACUGUCCUUCGGGGAAAAAGGACGCUUAGCUUUUGAGAAGAUGGACAAAAUGAGCUCCCAGCCAAGAGAAGCCUUCUGCCCGGAGGCGGACGUUGAAAUCACGGUGUUUUAA